Molecule: messenger RNA, 1777 nt
Organism: Bacillus rossius redtenbacheri
Lineage: Eukaryota; Metazoa; Arthropoda; Insecta; Phasmatodea; Bacillidae
Product: guanine nucleotide-binding protein subunit beta-2-like
Exons: 8
Coding region: 80-1126 (348 amino acids)
Biological process (GO): G protein-coupled receptor signaling pathway
Cellular component (GO): heterotrimeric G-protein complex; cytoplasm
Molecular function (GO): protein binding; signaling receptor complex adaptor activity
Source: RefSeq, a predicted model, not a curated record
GUGCGAGUCCCGACACUCGCCUGGCGCAGUUGGAAGAACGGCGCCAGAGAACCGACCCUCUCUCUGAGGAAACUCAACCAUGCCGCCAAAAGAAGACCAGGAGGUGAACAGGCUGAAGAAAGAACUAGAGGACAUCACCAACAAGAUAAAAGAGCAGCAGAGGAAGGUGGCCGACACGACGAUGGAGCAGGUGUGCGCCGACCUGGCCGAGGUGCCCAAGCUGAGGCUGUCCACCAGGAAGCUGCUCAAGGGCCACAUCAACAAGGUGAACUCGGUGCACUUCAGCGGCGACAGCAGGCACUGCGUGACUGGCUCGCUGGACGGCAAGCUCAUCAUCUGGGACACGUGGACGGGCAACAAGGUGCAGGUCAUCCCCCUGAGGUCGGCCUGGGUCAUGAGCGUCGCCUUCUCGCCGUCGGGCAACUUCGUCGCCUGCGGCGGCAUGGACAACAUGUGCACCGUGUACGACCUGAACAACAGGGACUCGACCACCAACUCGGCCAAGAUCACCCGCGAGCUGAUGGGCUACGAGGGCUUCCUGUCUUGCUGCCGCUUCCUCGACGACAGGACGCUGCUCACCGGCUCCGGGGACAUGAAGAUCUGCAUGUGGGACCUGGAGGCCAGCAAGAAGACGCUGGAGUUCGACGCCCACGCGGGCGACGUGGCGUCGCUGUCGCUGUCCCCGGACGGCCAGAAGUACGUGACGGGCAGCGUGGACCGCACCUGCAAGCUGUGGGACACCCGCGACCCCGACUGCAAGCAGACCUUCUUCGGGCACGAGGCCGACGUCAACUCCGUCUGCUUCCACCCUUCCGGACACGCCUUCACCUCGGCGUCAGAGGACAAGACUGCCCGACUGCACGACCUGAGGUCGGACCAGCAGAUCGCCCAGUACACCCCGCCGAACCCCAACUCAGGUUUCACGUCGUGCGGCCUCUCUCUCUCGGGGAGGUACCUCCUGUGCGGCAGCGACGACAACUCCAUACACACCUGGGACACGCUUAAGAACCAGCACACAGGUUGCCUUGGUGGCCACGAAAAUCGGGUAACGUCCCUCUCUCUAGCCGGCAAUGGGAUGGCAAUUGUUUCUUGCUCCUGGGACAACCAUGGGCGAGUGUGGGUCUAAGUGAUCGCUCUCAUCUCUCAUCACUGCUGCUGCGUCAACUUGAACGUCAAACACACCGCCGCCUAUAUUUUCAGUAUAGACCCACCACCACACCAUCGAGCAUAUACACAGUAAUGGACUGCAAAAUUAAUUCAAGUUAUGACCUCCUAUCAAUGUAACCGAAUAAUGUCAUUAUUUGGCUUCACCUCAGUAUCAUGAAAAUGUUUAUUUACUGUAUUAAAAGGUCAAGCGAAAAUUCUCUGUGAAAUACUGUGUAUAUAAUAAAUUAUUAAAAUUAAUAGUCAAAAUUCCAAAAAUGAUAUUUAUUUUUAUUUGUUACAAAAAAAAUCCUAUUCUUGCUUACCAGCAUAGCCAAUCUUCCUAUAUUUAUACAAAAAUAUGUACAUUAUAUGAUAAAAAAUUUUAAUUUCAUAUAAAGUGUUGUCAUUUGGUUUUGAAAGAUUUGUAGCAUUACAGAGUUGUGUGUGCAGGGACGAAUGGGUAGUGCGAGGCAGUGUGUUGGGACAGACAAUAGAUACAGCUACUGUGAAGCCAAAAUCCAGUGGAGAAAGUGAAUAGUGGGCUCAUUAGAAGUGUAAUUACUUUGUGGACAGACAUUUAAAUUGUUAUUAAUAAUGUAAAUAAAAGUUAAUAAAUAAAACUCUAAAUAAU